Molecule: messenger RNA, 1777 nt
Organism: Drosophila suzukii
Lineage: Eukaryota; Metazoa; Arthropoda; Insecta; Diptera; Drosophilidae
Gene: Nemp
Product: Nuclear envelope integral membrane protein
Cellular component (GO): nuclear envelope
Source: RefSeq, a predicted model, not a curated record
UAAAUAGAGGCGGGCGACUUGCCGAUACUCGAGAUACUUUACCCGAUACUUAUGCGAUAGUAGAAUGCCCAUCUCCAACCGGCAGCUAACAUUGUUUUACAAAACAAAUAGAAUCUUCAAAUAAAAGAACCAGUUAGAAUGCAGUGGGCGGGACUCUGUCUGCUGGCCGUGGCCGCGUUGUGCUCGGCGGUACCGCGGGCUUCCCUGGACGCGGACACUGCUUUCCUGACGCCCGGCACCACCAUAAAUGUCACGGAGAACGCCUACGGAUCGAAGACCCUGCGCACCUACUGCUACCCAGGCAAGCGCUACUCCGUGCUUAAUCUUUUCGAGACAGUGGAGUUCCUUCUGGCGAUUGGCAGCGAGGACUAUGCCCAAUACGGCGGCAAAUCGCCGGCGGAGGUCUUGGAGCACUACAACGAGCAGCGGUCGCUGUUCAGCAUCACCCUGUUCUCCCAGAAACGUCAGCGCAUCCAGCUCUCGCCCUUUGAGCAGCAGUGCAUUGGGAUCUCUUCCAGGCAGCCGUACAGUGUCAUCCUGAACACCAUCCAGUUGGAUCUGUGGCGCUUCGUCCAGUUCUCAGUCGGCCUGCUGGCCUUCUGGAGCGCCCGUCGGCUGGCCAAGAACAGUGCAUUCUACUACCUGGCCGGCGUUGUCGUUGGCAUCUGCGCUUCCCUGUUGGUGGUCAUCUAUUUGGCCGCCAAGCUCUUCCCACGCCGUCCCAUGAUGUAUGGCGUCCUGAUCGGCGGUUGGACCAUUGGAUUCUAUGUUCUCAAGCAGCUGGCGGACAACCUGCGACUGAUCCUGCUCACCUACCGCGACCAUGUGGUGUGGUACCUGGUGGUCACCGGACUGAUCUCGUUCCUGAUUUGCUAUCGCAUUGGUCCGCCCAAGAAUCCCCGCUCCCAGAACAUCAUCAUGUGGGUGCUGCAGGCGAUGGGCGGUGUCCUGGUUUACUUCAGCAGUUGGCACACGAGCGCUUUGAUCUUCAUAAUGGUGGUGGCCUUUGUGGCCCACUACUUCCCCCCUUCAUGGGUGCGUUACGCCAAGAUGAUGUACCGCCGCCGCUUUCCGCCCAAACGGCGACUGCUCACCCAAGAAGAGUACCAACAGCAGACGGCCAUCGAGACCUCGAAAUCCCUAUCGGAACUAAGGAAGUUCGUCAACAGCCCGGAGUGCAAGCAGUGGACCGUGAUCAGCAACCUACGCAAUCCCAUGCGUUUCGCCUCGUUUGCCAAUGGAGCACCGCAUCUGGACGACGAGGAGAUCGAGGAUUACUCGCGGGCCAUUGAGGAAUCCAUGGAGGCGUCACCGCAAGAAGAUCCCGAGGAGUUCCUGCAGUGCAGCAUGUACUAUCGUCCAUCGGCGGGCCGCAGUUUGCUCAAUCGUUCUCGCCACCGAGUCAAUAUACCACUGCCGAAUUCCCAGUUUCGCAAUCGACUGGCCGCUCGCGAGUCGGAGGGCGAGGAGAGCGAGGAUGAGUUCUUGGAACAGGAACAGGCAUUGCAGUAGCCCACCAGCUAAACCAAAAACCCAUUAGGCUAAGUUCAGACCAUCGCAGUGUGUUUUGUCUCGUACCAACUUCCCAUCAUCUUCUUAUUUUGUUCGUUUUCAAAUGUAAUUAGUUGGUUCAACACUUUUUGUAUGUUAAGUUCCAUUUUCCUAAAGUUUUUUUGUUCAUUACGUGUUCUGACUGGACUGAAACGCACUGUACUUACUCAUUUAAAACCCAUUUUCUAUAUGACUGGUUAGGAAUUAAACAAAAUUAUUAAUUGUA